ACAGUUCCAACUUCAUCAUUUUACUGAGCAGUUAGCUAGUAAACAUUGGUAUAUUUGGUAUUUUGUUAAACACUGCUGGCCUAAUAGUAAUUGUAUGGCUUAGUAAACUUAUAUGAGGGAACUUAACAUAAUAGAAAAUUUUAAAAUAUGUCAAAGUUACUAUUAACAUUGUGUUUUGUUCUUUGGUAUGGCUGUGAUUCAAGUUUUGCUGUUAGAGUGUACAAGAAGUCAGAUAUUUUGAGACUGAGGGAAGAAGUCAGAGACAUGUUCCAACAUGCAUACGACAGUUACUUAAGAUAUGCAUAUCCAUAUGACGAGUUGCGGCCACUCAGCUGUGACGGUGUAGAUACUUGGGGCAGCUACUCUCUAACCCUCAUAGAUGCCCUAGAUACAUUAGCUAUCAUGGGUAACUACACAGAGUUCAAUAGAGUGGUUGAUAUAGUACUACAAAAGAAAAACUUUGAUGCUGAUAUUAAUGUGUCAGUUUUUGAAACUAAUAUUAGAAUUAUUGGAGGAUUGUUGAGUGCUCAUUUAUUAUCUCAUAAAACUGGUAUGAAAUUAGAACCAGGUUGGCCAUGUAAUGGGCCUCUCUUGCGCCUAGCAGAGGACGUAGCUCAGCGACUUAUUGCGGCUUUCGACACUACUACUGGCAUGCCAUAUGGCACUAUAAACCUGAGGUCAGGAGUACCACCCGGUGAGACCAGUGUCACUUGUACCGCUGGAGUGGGAACAUUCAUUAUAGAGUUUGGAACGUUAAGCAGACUUACAGGAGACCCCUUAUAUGAAGAGGUAGCAUACAAUGCACUACAAGCAUUAUACCAUUCGAAGUCACCGAUAGGUUUAGUUGGUAACCACAUUGACGUCAUGACGGGCCGAUGGACAGCGCAAGAUGCAGGCAUCGGUGGCGGAGUGGACUCAUACUAUGAAUAUCUAGUCAAAGGUGCAAUUCUAUUAGAACGGCCAGAACUAAUGUCGAUGUUCGUGGAAGCGCGUAAGGCAAUAGAAAAGUAUUUGAAGAAAGACGAUUGGUUCGUGUGGGCUACAAUGUUGCGGGGACACGUCACUCUACCUGUCUUCCAAUCUUUAGAGUCGUACUGGCCUGGUGUACUUAGUCUAGUUGGUGAAAGCGACACGGCAAUGCGUAUAAUUCACAACUAUCACAGCGUAUGGAGACAGUACGGUUUUACACCCGAAGUUUACAAUCUCGGUACGGGAGAAGCUUCAUCUUCUCGAGAAAGCUACCCUCUACGUCCAGAACUCAUUGAAUCCAUCAUGUAUCUGUAUAGAGAUACCAGAGACCCGAUACUGUUGCAAAUGGGAGAAGAUAUACUAAGGAGUAUACAACAUAGUGCCAGGACGCCGUGCGGGUAUGCUACGAUCAAAGAUGUAAGAGAUCACCGGAAAGAGGAUCGCAUGGAAUCGUUUUUCCUUGCCGAAACAACAAAGUAUCUGUACCUACUGUUUGAUCCUGACAACUUCAUCCACAACCCUGGCGUUCACGGCACGGUCAUCAACACUCCCAAUGGAGAAUGUAUUGUGGAUCUCGGCGGAUAUAUAUUCAAUACUGAAGCGCAUCCGAUUGAUCCCACUAUGCUUUACUGCUGCCAUGAGGCUAGACAAGGGAUUAAUAUAAGUGAGGUUCAUAGAAUAUAUCAGAUGCUAGAGGAUGAAGACAAUAUAAAAUUCAUGACGACAUUAGAAGGCUCAGAAAAUAAAGAUCCAAAAAAUGAAACAGUUGCUUCUGAACCUAAACAAGAAGAAGCUAGUAUUCCAGAAGAAAUCAAAGGAGAAGGAACAGUUGAAAAAGUUGAUCAAAAUCAAGUUCUUAUAAAGACUGAAACGAGAACUGGCUAUGUCAACAUUGAUGGGACAGAAAGAGAAAAAACAAAGAAUGAAUCGACCCUUAGAGAUUUAGUUAAAGAACGUAUCAACAGUUACUAUAAUGGUACUAUUCCAGAAGCUGAUGUAGAAACAGUUCCGUCGUCGUCCGAAAAUAAUACUCCCGCUAACUAUGAAGGGAAAUUUGAGGUCGAUGAUAUAAUUGUCCCACAAAGCCAGCCGGAACAGGAACCACUGCAGACGCCGAGCGAAACGAAAGCUAAGGAGACGUUUAAAAUAUUACCAAAAGUUAUACAAGACUUUUUAAGCAGUGAUUGGAAAUCCAAGACGAAAUGUGAGCCUCAACACAUGUUAGAACGAAUACGUAAGGAGAAUAGAUAUCCACCUCACCCGGACUAUAACAAAUACGAAUUACUGUUAACGCCAGCGCCAUCGUUUUUACAGAGGAUAUCAUUAGCUGGAGAGUUCCUAAAUAAGAAACAUCUUGAAUUGUAAUUGUAAACGUAAUUUAUUUUGUUUUCUGUUGAAGUAAAAUAUUUAUUGACACAUC
This is a messenger RNA of Trichoplusia ni (cabbage looper), 2389 nucleotides long. RefSeq names its product ER degradation-enhancing alpha-mannosidase-like protein 2 (gene Edem1). Gene Ontology annotation, cellular component: membrane; endoplasmic reticulum. The transcript has 8 exons. Bases 148 to 2334 code for a protein of 728 amino acids. The record is from RefSeq and is a predicted model, not a curated record. Gene Ontology annotation, molecular function: mannosyl-oligosaccharide 1,2-alpha-mannosidase activity; calcium ion binding. Gene Ontology annotation, biological process: mannose trimming involved in glycoprotein ERAD pathway; endoplasmic reticulum mannose trimming; carbohydrate metabolic process. Lineage: Eukaryota; Metazoa; Arthropoda; Insecta; Lepidoptera; Noctuidae.